Molecule: messenger RNA, 237 nt
Organism: Dacryopinax primogenitus
Lineage: Eukaryota; Fungi; Basidiomycota; Dacrymycetes; Dacrymycetales; Dacrymycetaceae
Exons: 2
Coding region: 1-237 (78 amino acids)
Source: RefSeq, a predicted model, not a curated record
AUGGCUGCUACUUCCGAUGCUCUGGAGAAAACAAUAGAGGAGAAUUCGGCAAUUCAAGGCCUGAAGAUAACUGCAUCUUGGGUACUGGUGGAGAGGGGGGAAUAUAAGAAGAAGAUCACGGACGUGAUGUCUGUCAUCCCGAAGGACCGGAAGGAAUGGGGGGCAUGGGUCAAGCAGGUGGAGAAGGUCAGCAAAAUGAGGGCCGAUAUGACGAAAUUGUUGCUGGAGAAACCCUGA